AUGGCCUCUGGUGCUCAUCAAGUCAUUGCGCUGCUGCAGUCCUGUCGGGCGGCGUAUGAGCAGGAAUACCAACACCUCUCUCCUGCCGACCGCGAACAGGUCGCGCGAGUCUGGAACUCGAUGAACUCAGAGAUCCGAAACUCGGCUUCUUCUUCCUCUCAACAAUACGGAACGUCACUUCCCUCGAAACGAACUGCGUCCGGUGCAAUGUUUGGUGACUUGGAGCCCAAUCCGAAACGUGCCGGCCAUACGCCGUUGGCUUCCUCGGUUCCAUCGGCACCUUCCCUUGAGCGACACAUCUCAGCACCAGUCGGUCAGUCGACAUCGCGGACGAUCCAGCACGGCCGACCUGCACCGCGGACGUCGUCGCAGCCGCACACCUCAGCGACGAUCGGCCCCGUCCCCAUCCCCCGUCGCACCAGCGGCCAACGACGAGGCUCGACCGCCGCGUCGUAUCCCAAUCGGUACACUGGACCCAACCUCCACUACAUUGAGGAGGUCCAGGACAUGUCGCCGGCCGACUUUCUCGCACGGUCUCCGGACGACCUUGCCAUGCCGACGAUCUCGUUGACGCCUCCCACACACGUGGAGCGCGGUGAGUUCCACAUCAACCAGAUUUCCCAGCUCACAUCAUCACCGUAUUCUCCAGCGAUAGAGUCACCGGGGGUGUACACUCCGAUGACGGCAACUAGUGAUUCGAGCAUGACGGCGCCCUCGACAGUCUUGUCGGAGCCCAUGUCUCGCAACAACACAAGUGAUGUUCUCUGCGACGGCUUUGGGAUGUUUCGCAUGGACUCGCAGAGUUCGGCGAAGGAUCACAAAGCCAACGCCAGGGCUGGCCACGAUGUUGGCCCAGCACAACCACUCUUUCCUUUUUCUUCUUCUUCCGUGGUUGGAACCGGCUUCGGUUGCAACGAGUUUGUGUCCUUUCAGGAUGAGGAGGGGCUUCCCUCAUCAUCGUCUCCGUCUAGUUUUGAGAUGAAGAAUUCUCCCUCUUCGGGGAGCAAUGCUUCAUCCGUUUCCGUUUCUUCUCAACCUUGUUUCGUGUCGGCUCGAGGGCUUCCGCACCAGCAGCAGCAGGAAGUCGUGCCUCGUAGCAGUAACACCGUGUCACGCCUGUUGGCUCCCAAGACGGAGCAGCGUCUUGCAGCCGCAGAAGGGUCAUCGGCAAGGCAGCAGCAGCAGCAAGCCGACAUGCCGGCACCCAAGCUGGUCGCCGUGCAGGGCGCUGACGGGACCGUGAAGCACAAGGCCGAGAUCACGCGGACGGUGCGACAGCAACUGCCGCGCAAGACGACCUUUUGUGAGUUCUGUAACGAUCAACCGCAGGGCUUCCACGGCGACCACGAGCUGCGCCGGCACAUCGACCGCCACCACUCGCAGGUGCGCCGCGUGUGGAUCUGCAAGGACGCCUCGGCCGACGGCAAGUUCCUCGCCAACUGCAAGGCCUGCCGCAGCCGCAAGAGCUACGGCGCCAACUACAACGCCGCCGCCCACCUGCGCCGCGCCCACUUCAACCCGUGCAAGAACCGCCGCGGCGGCCGGGGCAAGAAGAGCGAAGGCCGCGGCGGCAUGGGCGGCGGCAACUCGCCGCCGAUGGAGUUCCUCAAACACUGGAUGUAUGAAGAGCUGGAACUCAACGUCAACGGCCGUGUCAUUGUCCAGGACAUCAACGUGCCCAGCAUGACGUUCCAGCCUGCGGUCGUCAAUGAACACAUCAAGUGCGCCUCGAUGAUGAACCCCGCCGCCGCCGCCACCGCCAAUGACAUGGACAACAACGACACCGCCGCCGCCGUCGACAGUUUCGAGCUCGACACCAACGUCAACAUGAUGAUGCCCGCGGCCAUGGAUCUCGCGCAAGAGCAACUCUACUUUGACAACAUGAUGCCCGACAACUAUGCCGGCGUCGACCCGGCCAUGAUGAUGCGGCACACCGCCGUGUACAGCCAGGCCGGGUUCUACCCUGUCAACGAAGCCGGCCUUGCCUUUCAACAGUACUGA
Cladophialophora carrionii CBS 160.54 is the source of this 2001-nucleotide messenger RNA. RefSeq lists its product as uncharacterized. Lineage: Eukaryota; Fungi; Ascomycota; Eurotiomycetes; Chaetothyriales; Herpotrichiellaceae. The transcript is spliced from 2 exons. The coding region runs from base 1 to 2001 and encodes 666 amino acids. The record is from RefSeq and is a predicted model, not a curated record.